AUGUUGGAAAAGGAAAAGGUUGAGAAUGAAAGACAGAAAAUGGUUACUAAAGAAUCGGUAUUGAGUAAACAGAAAGAUCAAGAUAAGGAAGGAAAUUUAGAACAUGGUUUUGAAGAACAGGGGAAGGAAGAUAGAGUGGUAAGACAUUCUGAAUCAAAGGCUGAGAAUGAAGAGGUAACAAAGAAACUUGAACUGGAAGCAAGAAUCAAUACCGAAGAGGUUGUGGAAAGGGAAAGUGUGGGAGAAAGCAAGAAAGGGAAAGUGGGUGAAGAAAAUGGGAAAGAUAAAGAAGAGGCAGCUGAAUCGAUUGAAACUCUGAAUAAACUAGACCAGAAAAAAUAUAGUGGGAUUUCUAAAAGAGUAGAGGAAACAAGAACGAAACUAGAGGAAAUACAAAGCAAGGCACUAAGAGUCCCAAAUCUACCUUAUAAUAGGGAAGAUGAAAAAGAGGCUCUUACGUGA
Impatiens glandulifera is the source of this 462-nucleotide messenger RNA. Its product is annotated as RNA-binding protein 25-like. Bases 1 to 462 code for a protein of 153 amino acids. NCBI's taxonomy places the organism in Eukaryota, Viridiplantae, Streptophyta, Magnoliopsida, Ericales, Balsaminaceae. The transcript is spliced from 2 exons. The record is from RefSeq and is a predicted model, not a curated record.